AUGUUUUGCAACAAUGAUGAGCUGAUAAGUUUGGCGAGCUCGGACCUCCAAGCGGUGGAAGUCAUCGAUCCGAGCUUCAUCUGUUUCACGAGUUUAUGGGGUAUCGCCCUUCCAGGAGCUGGUUCGUGCACAAGGAGAUGGGCCAUCCUGGUGACUUUCCUGGUGCUGGCCUGCGGGGCUCUUUGCUUCAGUCGAUUUUUCCACCCAACGGGGCCCAGCUGGUUAGACUCCUGGACCUUGCUGCAGAAUGUGGCGGCGCAUCCCAUGGUCUUCAUCCUACUUCAGGUGCUUCUACGCAUCCUGCGUUCUGAGCUGAUUCUCGAUUUGUUGGAGCAUCACAUCGACUGCUCAAAGGCUCAAGCGGCAAGCUUGCGCUUCAGAACGAAGUUCCAAUGCAUCUGCGUUUGGUUCCUGACUCUUUUGGUGUCAGCUGCUACCUGGUGGGGAUAUUUACCAGGUUUUUUGCAUCCCGACUAUAUCGGGGCGCUUGGGAAUGAACUGCCAGAUCACCGCUUCUUUUUUGGCCUUUCACAUUCCUUUGCCUACGCCUUCGUGCUGCCAAUUAUGUAUGGCAGUGGCCUAUCGGCUGUGAUGAUCUUGCUGCUGAUCCAAGAAUUGUGUUUUAUGGGCUUCACCACCAACCUGCAACGACUGAAUUCCGACCUCAGCCGCUUGGGUGUGCCUGCAGCAGUUGCCUCCGCAUCUGCUUUCCGCGUCGAAGAAGGAGACCUUGCACGCUUCAAAGUGGGCUUUCUGAAGACAUGGCAACUACAGAAAGAGAUCCAGCGACGGAUUGCCAUCCCGUAUUUGCUCUUCUGGCUGUGCCAAGUUGCGGCAUUGCCUUGGUCCGUGAUGAAUUUAUCAAAAGGUUUCGGCCCUGACUUUUCGGACGAACGUCUGAAUUUGUUGAAGAAAUACGAUCAUUUGCUGGUUCGUCUGUUGGCUUUGCUGGUGGCCUCCCCUUGGUUUGGUCUGCCUACCUGGAUCUUCGCGCUAUAUCCCUGGCUGCCCAUGUAUCAUCACUGGCAUUUCUUUCAUCUCACACGACAGUUGAUCUUUACGAAGACACAGGUUGAGGUGGCCUUUCGCAGUUUCCUCCGUGAGUUUGACUUAUACUUCAGUGCUUAUGCCCUUCAUGCCACACCUGCGACGCUGAUGGUCUACGUACCCAUCCUGUUGGUGAACACCUUGGGGAAUGUCGCGGACAAAGUUCGGCUCCUCACCGCUCUUUGA
This is a messenger RNA of Cladocopium goreaui, 1233 nucleotides long. The record is from the annotation of a GenBank genome assembly. NCBI's taxonomy places the organism in Eukaryota, Dinophyceae, Suessiales, Symbiodiniaceae.